AUGAAUAAUCCCGACAUUUUGCAAUUCAUCGGAGUUGAGAAAAGAGGAGAUAAUUUACAAGCAGAAUUUUGGCUAGUAACAGCCUUUCACGAAAAGGGUUCUUUAUGCGACUACCUCAAAGCUAAUAUUAUUACAUGGGCAGAAUUGUGUAAAAUUGCUGAAUCCAUAGCUCGGGGUUUAAUGUUUUUACAUGACGAAGUCGUGGGAAGCAAAGGAGAAGGGUUUAAACCGGCAAUUGCACACAGAGAUUUCAAGUCAAAAAAUGUUUUGCUCAAAUCCGACAUGAGUGCAUGUAUUGCUGACUUUGGUUUAGCUUUGAUGUUUCAACCUAAUAAACCUUGCGGAGAUACUCACGGACAGGUAGGAACUAGACGCUACAUGGCUCCGGAAGUACUCGAGGGAGCCAUAAAUUUUUCUCGCGAUGCUUUUCUUCGCAUCGAUAUGUACGCAUGUGGUCUCGUUCUUUGGGAAUUGGUUAGCAGGUGUACUGCUCAGGAUGGACCGAUUUCGGAAUAUAUGCUUCCUUUCGAAGAAGAGGUUGGCCAACAUCCUAGUUUGGAAGAUAUGCAAGAAUGUGUUGUAAAUAAAAAGCAACGUCCAAUUUUACGUGAAACCUGGCGACAACAUCCGGGUUUAUGUGCUUUGUGCGAUACAAUGGAAGAAUGUUGGGAUCACGAUGCCGAAGCUCGAUUAUCAGCAUCAUGCGUUAUGGAAAGAGUUUCAUUUCAAUCGAGGUGA
Messenger RNA from Pediculus humanus corporis (human body louse), 738 nucleotides. Its product is annotated as mitogen-activated protein kinase ERK-A, putative. The transcript is spliced from 5 exons. Gene Ontology annotation, molecular function: activin receptor activity; ATP binding; activin binding. The record is from RefSeq and is a predicted model, not a curated record. Gene Ontology annotation, biological process: cellular response to growth factor stimulus; protein phosphorylation; activin receptor signaling pathway. NCBI's taxonomy places the organism in Eukaryota, Metazoa, Arthropoda, Insecta, Psocodea, Pediculidae. The coding region runs from base 1 to 738 and encodes 245 amino acids. Gene Ontology annotation, cellular component: plasma membrane; activin receptor complex.